Molecule: messenger RNA, 714 nt
Organism: Acytostelium subglobosum LB1
Lineage: Eukaryota; Evosea; Eumycetozoa; Acytosteliales; Acytosteliaceae
Exons: 2
Source: RefSeq, a predicted model, not a curated record
AGGAUGGCAUCAGUAUACACAACAAAGAGAGGAAAGACAAAGAAAGCAAAGUUGGGUCUGCGAAAGGAUGCCAAUAACAAUGCCGCCAACAAGUUGAACAAUAAGCUAAAGGCAACGACCAAGGCUACAGUGGCACCAGAGAUGCCCGCUUGGAUGAAGGAACAGCAACAGCAACAGUUAAAGUUGAAGAAUGCCGCCGAGCAAGAGGCUGCUCGUCUGGCCCUGACGUCCAAGUGCGGGAACCCCGUCUGCACUCAAGACAAAGACACAACCACAACGAAACAGCUCUCACUCUGUGGAGCAUGCACAUCAAUCUCCUACUGCUGUCGUCAAUGUCAACUGGAUCACUGGAGUGAACACAAAGCACCAUGUAAACAAAGGCAAUUGGAAAAGGCAGAGAAAGACAAGGCUGUUCUCGAAGCAAUCAGUAACUAUCCCCUUCUCGAGGACUCAGCAAUAUCAAAUACACCAACAACAGCAACAACAACAAGUACUACUACAACUACAUCGACAUCGACAUCGACAUCGAAAUCUUCAAAGACAACAACUAAAUCAGCAGACUCUGACUUGGACAAGUUUAAGGAAAUGAUUAUUGGACCUUCAAAGCCAGCUCCACAUAACAAGUCAAAGGCUGCCGCGACGGCAGCACCUGUAAAUUGGAGUUUGUUUAGCAAGGAAGAGGAAGAGGAUAUCCCCGACGACUUGGAGGACGAG